UUCAAUGAAAUUAGAACGGCUUAGCAACACUGGUACAAACAAAAGUUUUAAAACGUUCCAUGAUGACGUCCAAUUGUGGAACUAUCUCAUCUCAUCUCAUAUCGUAAAAUCAGGAGUGAACCGCAAGGAAUAAGUUAUCCUUAACAUCAAUCAUGUCUUUCCUUCGAUAUUCAGGUCGGCCUUAUACGGUACGUAAUUUUACUCGUUUCGUAGAGAUUGUCAAAAAACCACAUGAACAAAGUUAUUCACAAAAAUUCUAAUUCAGAACCAAAGCCGUGAGGAACAAUUUCUUCGCUACUUUCGGGACUCGGGAGCCUCACAAGCACUCCAAAAGGCGAUGAUCCUCCUCUUCAAAAUGCCUAUAAAACCUACAAACUUGGAAGAAUUUUUUGCAGAAUAUUUGGAUAACGGAGCUCGUGAUUUAGUCCAACUCAGCCUUUUAAAGGCAGAACUAUGCUACAAACACUCCGAGGUAUUUAGGCUACCACGCUAGUUACUCUCAAUAGUUAUUUUUUGGAAAAUACUUUUUUUUGUAGACUCAAAAUAUGCAUCGAAGUAUAAAGCAUUUGCAGAACGAGAUUCAGGUAUUCGAGUCGAAAGGGUACGGAAAAAACAGACCAAGUCGUCCGGAAACCAUUCUUGAAGAAAAUAUUGCUCCAGGCCCCGAGAAAAACGCUCCACUUUUCGGAGACGAUCAACAAUAUCGGUUCAGCGUUCUGGAACGAUUUCUUGGAGAUUUAGAUGGAGCAUCGCAAGGACGACCUUCCGUCGCAAAUACGGAUGCCAAUGUGGAAAGUGGAGACGAAGAGGAAGAAUCACAAGAUUGGACUAACAACAUCAAAAAAUUGGAUCCGUGGGGAAUUGUAUGCACGACGAAAACAAUGAACGUUCGACCCUCUGUCGCAACGGAGGACGACAUGAUCACCAGUCUCCAACAAGCUGACGAUGCUGGUGGGAAUGGAAAUAGGAAAAGUAGUACAGGAAAUGGGCGAGCAUCUCUGGACCAAGCCGACGUAGAAGGCAAAGAAGUUAUGAGCGAAAUUGUGUCCUCAUCCUCGUCCCGAAGUGAUCCAGAAGACAUGAAAUAUGCAGAGUCGGAUGAAGCCGAAACCCUUGCAGAGAUUUAUCACUCUUACGCCACUGCUUUUGAUAAGCAUGCGACCUCGCGGAGACAAAGUGACGACCCGGUUCAGCGGAGUCUCAAAAUGCCGAUUCAUCACUUAUACCGACACACCCACCAUUGGAAGAAUGACAUCACAAUUCCCGCUGAUAAGGAAAUGGACACAAAAUUCUUAUCUGUGGCCCAACCCCCCAAAGGAGCCAGUACACCCACUAUUCCCAGCAAGCUUGGUGAAAUGAUGGGAUGGUCUCGCUACUUUUGUAACACAAACACCAGUGUUGUUGAGGACCAGCCCACGACCUCUUCAAAAUCCAUCUCGCUCAACAAGCCUUCCAUCUUCCCAAAACCAAACUGGUCACAAUUCACCGAACUUUACAAUGAAGAUGAUGAUGCAGACGACGACGGAGGAAGAAAUGUGGACCCCUGUCUGCAAAAUGUCGAUUUCUACAGCCACCUAAAAUGGCAGGAUGACGAUACCAAGAAUUUUCCAAUCUCUCCAAAAGACGAAAGUUUUCUCCUCGAUUAUGAAAUGGCUCGUAUUGCGAGAAAAAUGGAAAACGACGACCCCGGAUUUAUGUUUGAAUUCUUGCAAAAGUUUGAAAACGCAACUCCGGUCGAAAAAGAUGGAAUUUGUGGCCAGUGCAAAAAAUGGAAGAAACCGAAAUCAUCACCUACUAAAAGACGGAUCGAUGCAGCUACAAGCACAACUGAGCUGGAUGUUUGCCAAUGUGAGGAUGAUUGUCCUUGCGACUUGCCACCACCACCCUGGUCAAGCAAAUCUUCAUUGCGUCAACCUGGAAAAAUGACAAAUUGGACCAAAGACUAUGCCGAAUAUCCUGGGGAAUACGAAGUUGGUGGUGGCGAGGGUGACUAUGCUGGAAAGAUGAAGUCAAAAAAAUCUCCCACGACCACUUCAUUAGGACAAUUCCUCCACGAGUUCAUGGACAUGGAGGACGUCAUCACACAGGUCAAAUCCUCUUGCGAAUGUGGCCUCGAUGACGAUGAUGACGACGAAGACGACACCCUUCUCUAUCCCGACGAGUGUGAACAUUACUGUAAAAUUUCUGCCGCUUCAGAAGAAGAUGACGGCAAAGAGCAACGGGGUCGACAACAGUCAAACGUAGUGAAGCGCGUCAGCGGUGAUGGAGAACGAAGAACAUCCAUCGAUCCAGAACUGGAGCGAUCCUUCCGAGAGAGUGGAGGUUAUGCGAUGGUGCAAGAGUUGAAACAACGACAAAGGGACAAAGCAUCGUCAAUAAGUCAACAACCACAAAAUGAUCUGGAUGCUGAACUCCAGCAGCCAAAGUUCCCUUCGGAAGUGUACGAAACUCUAGAUUUGAACGUCGAGGUCAAGAAAGCGUUCGGAAUCGACUAAUCAAUAUUAAAUGAUAAUUAAUCUAAACAUAAUAUCGACCUAAAAUCAUGAUUAUGGCACAUAAGAUUUUCCAGUACAUACAUCUUUACCACUACUCACUAUUGCUUAUCAU
Folsomia candida is the source of this 2607-nucleotide messenger RNA. RefSeq lists its product as uncharacterized. The record is from RefSeq and is a predicted model, not a curated record. The transcript has 2 exons. The coding region runs from base 546 to 2495 and encodes 649 amino acids. Lineage: Eukaryota; Metazoa; Arthropoda; Collembola; Entomobryomorpha; Isotomidae.